Syzygium oleosum is the source of this 2238-nucleotide messenger RNA. Its product is annotated as protein PIN-LIKES 2-like. Lineage: Eukaryota; Viridiplantae; Streptophyta; Magnoliopsida; Myrtales; Myrtaceae. The record is from RefSeq and is a predicted model, not a curated record. Gene Ontology annotation, biological process: endoplasmic reticulum to cytosol auxin transport. Bases 559 to 1953 code for a protein of 464 amino acids. The transcript has 2 exons. Gene Ontology annotation, cellular component: membrane.
UUUGGUUUCCGUCUGCAAAUUUGACGGAAGGACCAGCUCCGACGAAAAGGCUAUAGCUUUAAGGACCCAAUUGCAUAAAAAAAAUAAUUGAGGGACCUGAUUAGAUAUUACAUUAAUAAUUCAGGACCUUCUGUGCCUUGGACUUUGGAUGAUCUUGAAGCACACCACAGAUAUCGUCAGCUCAUCUGCAUCAGAUUGGUAACUGAAGAGACUUUGUCUUUAAAUCAAUUAUUGCGAGUCCCUCGUCUCAUCAUCUUCUUCAUUGAAGCCUUCAAAUAGCGUUCUUCAGUUCGUCGCCAUCACCAAGUACCUCUGUCUCUGUCUGUCUCUGUUCUUGCCAACAGUGUCACGACUGGACCUCCAUUUCUUGCUUUCUGAAAUCCCAGGUCGAGUUCUUCUGAACUUUUCGAUCCCGCUCUGUUCUUCCUCCUCCUCCUUGAUCUGCCACAAGUGAAAAGCCAGUGGCGUUUUCUGAAUGUCAGACUCGUGAGACUCCACAUUUCGAGGAAGUUUCCUUCUGAAACUACAAGUCUUCCCAUACAGAAGAAGAUUUGAGAAAUGGCGAAUCUCUUGGCCUCACUGCGUGAGACCAUGAAUUCUGGAUCGCACGGCUUCCUUAACGCAGUGUUGCCAUUGUUGAAGCUCCUCACUAUAACGCUAAUCGGUCUCCUCCUCGCUCACCCAAGAUUCAAAAUUGUCCCUAAGUCCACUUUCAGGCUGCUCAGCAAGCUCGUGUUCGCUCUGUUCUUGCCCUGCUUAAUAUUCACCCACCUUGGCCCCUGCAUUUCGUACAAGAGCAUCCUACGGUGGUGGUUCAUUCCCGUCAACAUCGUACUCAGCACUGGCAUCGGGUGCGUCCUGGGGUUCACGGUAGCACUGAUAUGCCGACCGCCGCCCGAAUUCUUCCGGUUCACUGUGAUCAUGACCGCGUUUGGGAACACGGGCAAUCUUCCUCUUGCGAUUGUUUCGUCCGUGUGUCACAAUGUGGAGAACCCGUUCGGUCCGGAAUGCUAUGGCCCCGCUGUGGCCUAUGUCUCGUUCUCGCAGUGGGUGUCGGUCCUGUUGGUCUACACUCUGGUGUACCACAUGAUGGAGCCACCUCUGGAGUUCUACGAGGUUGUCGAUGAUGGAGUCGAGAUCCAGGACAUAACCGAAGUAGAUGUGGAUAGACCAUCAUUCAAUGGGGAUGCACACGCAAACGAUCUAAGCAGGCCGCUCCUAGUCGAAGCGGAAUGGCCUGGAAUUGAAGAUAAAGAGACCGAGCAUUGCAAGACACCCCUCAUUGCAAGGCUGUUCAAUAGCUUUUCGGGCUUUUCGCACACCGCACUUCCAGAAUCCUAUCCGUCAGAGGACAGUGGUGAAAGCAGUCCGAAGUCUGUGAGGUGCUUAGCUGAGGCGAAGGUGAUUAGGAAGAUCAGAAUCGUCGCCAAGAAGACCCCGAUUCACCACAUCCUUCAACCCGCAAUCAUAGCAUCUAUCUUAGCUAUACUUGUAGGGAUGAUUCCUAAACUCAAGGACUUAUGCUUUGGAGAUGACGUGGCGCUUGGCUUCCUCACGUACAGUUUGGACAUCAUGGCGGGCGCGAUGGUUCCCUCGGCGAUGCUCGUCCUCGGGGGAAUGCUAGCUGAGGGUCCCAACAAGUCGGGACUCGGCCUCCGCACCACUGUUGGGAUCCUGGUCGCCCGGCUGCUGGUGCUUCCCCUGCUGGGCAUUGGUGUAGUACUCUUGGCCGACAGAUGGGGCUUGUUGAUGCCAGGGGAUGAGCUCUACAAGUUCGUGCUCCUGCUGCAGUACAUGACGCCGACCGCCAUGUUGCUCGGGGCGAUCGCGAGCCUGAGGGGCUACGCCGUGAGUGAGGCCUCGGCGCUUCUGUUCUGGCAGCAUGUGUUUUCUUUGGUCUCUCUGUUCGUGUACCUGACUGUCUACUUCAAGUGGCUUCUGUCUUCCAGUUGAAAUUUGAGCAGAAGGGGUCCAUUGAGAUGUUGGCCAUGAGCUCAUCUUUUUCGUUCAUCUCGGCUUUCUGAUAUUGCCCGAUUGAGCAUGUGGUGCCACUAUUCUUUGUUUGGGUUUGGAAGAUUAAAGCCUUGUUAGUUUCUAUAAAUUUAAAAUGCAUUUGGUAGCUAGAGGUGUAAUCGAGUUGAGUCGAGUGGAACAUAUAAGAUGCCAAGCUCGAGUUCCUCGACUAGUAUAUUCGGUACUUGAAACUCGACUCGAAGUAAAUUCGGUGACCAAAUCUUU